Medioppia subpectinata is the source of this 777-nucleotide messenger RNA. The record is from the annotation of a GenBank genome assembly. Lineage: Eukaryota; Metazoa; Arthropoda; Arachnida; Sarcoptiformes; Oppiidae.
AUGAAAAGUUAUGCACAGACGGACCCCCAGAUCGUUGACUGGCCGCUAAUGAGUGGCGGACCCGAAAUUUUAAUGGCAAUUUUGCUGUUAUGGCUAUUAUUUGUCACAAAAUUGGGACCAAAUCUCAUGAAACACAGAAAUCCGUUUGUUUUGCGCGAAAUAAUAAUGAUUUAUAACUUUAUAUUAGUCGUAAUCAACGCAUACUUUGUUUACGCGUCCGUCAAAUGGUUAGACUACGGCCGCAAGUCAUGGCUAACUAGACUCCCGGCCCGUAACCAGUGGUCGGACAAAGCGAUCGGUGAAAUACCAGAGAAAGCGUUCUACGCCUACACUAAACUCUUUGAUUUAUUCGAUACCGUAUUCUUUGUGUUGCGAAAAAAGUCAAACCAAGUCUCGUUUCUUCACGUUUACCAUCAUUUUAUGGUUCCUGUAUUGGGAUAUAUUGGAGCAAAACUGUGUCCGCAAAGUGUGGCCGUAGAAGUGUUUUGUUUGCUUAACUCUAUUGUACACACAGUUAUGUACAGCUAUUACCUGUUGUCGGCAUUUGGACCCCAAAUACAGUCCUAUUUAUGGUGGAAGAGAUAUAUCACACGAUUGCAGUUAAUACAGUUCGCCAUAUUAAUUACGGGAAUGAUAUAUGGUCUAUAUCAUGGUCAUGCAGCCGAUUAUCCCAUAGGAAUGCAAUGGGUAGUUGGGGGGUUCGAAUUUAGGUGGGGAACUAGACAGUAUAUGAGGAUAAACAUCAAAUGUAUAAAUUCCAUUCAUGCUCAAAAUUAA